This is a messenger RNA of Chinchilla lanigera (long-tailed chinchilla), 6205 nucleotides long. RefSeq names its product spermatogenesis associated 13 (gene Spata13). The record is from RefSeq and is a predicted model, not a curated record. Gene Ontology annotation, molecular function: guanyl-nucleotide exchange factor activity; protein binding. NCBI's taxonomy places the organism in Eukaryota, Metazoa, Chordata, Mammalia, Rodentia, Chinchillidae. Gene Ontology annotation, biological process: intracellular signal transduction.
CAGGCUAACUUCAAACUCAGUGAUGCUCCUGCCUCAGCCUUCCAAGUGCUGGAAUUAUAGGCACCACCACCCUUGGCUGGUUUCCCAGGCAGCGGCCACCUUGGAGCCCGAUGAGCGGAGCAGAGAUGGCAGCUGGGCUGGUGGCCUGGAUGACGACGCUCUGCAGUGGGGGCCUGCGGACACACAUGUCCACGCAGGUCUGAGCCACGCUGCCCUGGGCUCCCAGAACAUGACCACAACCCAGAAUGGCCAUGGGCCGGCUAUUGCAGCACCCUGUUCGGGCUCCGACCUGAAGGACCCCAAGAUGGUGACAUCUGCGGCCUGCCGGAACGGAGGGUACAGAAGCGACCCUGAGGCCCCGGAGGCCCGGCUCAGCCCCUCCAAGCUCGUGCGCCUCUUCUCCGUGAGCCGCAAGCGGGCGGGCGCAGACGGCGAGAGGCCGCGCUCCGUGGUGCUUGUGGGGAGCUCCUCCACGUGGAACGCCCUGGCCUCCUUCCGCAAAAUGGGGUCUUUCAAAAAACUCAAGUCCUCCAUCCUUCAAGGGAUCCAGAACCGAGAGGCGUCCGAGGCCGCCAAGGAAGACGCGUGGGAAGGUGCCCUGGGCACAGGCGUGCCCAACGGGGCGGCGGUGCUGGCGGCGGCGUGAGGACGAGGGCGGCGGCCUCCCCCGGCGGAGCCCCGAGCACGAGCAGGAGAAGGUGACUGCUGAACCCUGGAGGCCAGGCUCGUCCCAGGAGGAGGAGAGGACCGAGGCAGCCAGGAUCUCCAGGAGGAAGUGGGGUUCCGGGAGGAGGACCAGACCACGGCCGCUGUCCGACUACGGCCAGCUGGCCAGCCGCAGCUCAUCCAUUCCCGAAGACUCUGAGGCGGUGCACCCGCAGGGCGAGGACCAUGUGGACGGGCCGCCCCCCACAAGCAUGGCCUCCACCAGCCCUGCAGACCAGACGUCAGCCGGCUGCCCGCGAGGAGGCCGGAGAAGACGCCCCAUUUCCGUGAUCGGAGGGGUCAGCUUGUACGGCAGCACGCAGGCAGAGGAGAUGGAGAGCCUUCUAAGCCAACCUGCAGCCAGGCCUCCUGUGCCCUCGCACCAGGUGCCACCCUACAAGGCGGUGUCAGCCCGGCUGCAGCCCUUCAGCUUUUCGCGGAGCACCCCCAUCGGGCUGGACCGUGUGGGCCGCCGGCGGCAGAUGCGAGCGUCCAACGUCUCUUCAGAUGGAGGCACGGAGUCCUCUGCCCUAGUGGAUGACAAUGGCAGUGAGGAGGACUUCAGCUACGAAGAGCUCUGCCAGGCCAACCCUCGGUAUCUGCAGCCAGGAGGGGAGCAGCUGGCGGUCAACGAGCUGAUCAGCGACGGCAGCGUGGUCUGCGCGGAGGCCCUCUGGGACCAUGUGACCAUGGACGACCAGGAGCUGGGCUUCAAGGCUGGCGAUGUCAUCCAGGUCCUGGAAGCCUCCAACAAGGACUGGUGGUGGGGCCGGAGCGAAGACAAGGAGGCCUGGUUCCCCGCGAGCUUUGUCAGGCUUCGCGUCAACCAGGAAGAGCUGCCGGAGAGUUCCAGCAGCCACCAUGGUGAGGAGCAGGAGGACAGCGCCGGCCGCGGCCCCCACAAGCACCCCGAGAACAAGCACCAGAUGCGGACCAACGUCAUCCAGGAGAUCAUGAGCAGCGAGCGGGUGUACAUCAAGCACCUCAAGGACAUCUGCGAGGGCUAUAUCCGGCAGUGUGGCAAGCACACAGGAAUGUUCACUGCUGCGCAGUUAGCCACUAUCUUUGGCAACAUUGAAGAUAUUUACAAAUUCCAAAGACAGUUCCUCAAAGACCUUGAGAAAAAGUACAACAAAGAGGAGCCUCACCGAAGUGAAAUAGGAUCCUGCUUUCUGCAACACCAAGAGGGCUUUGCCAUCUACUCUGAGUACUGCAACAACCACCCCGGCGCCUGCGUGGAGCUCUCCAACCUCAUGAAGCAGGGCAAGUACAGGCACUUCUUCGAGGCCUGCCGCCUGCUGCAGCAGAUGAUCGACAUCGCCCUGGACGGCUUCCUCCUCACGCCCGUGCAGAAGAUCUGCAAGUACCCGCUGCAGCUGGCCGAGCUGCUCAAGUACACCACUCCGGAGCACAGUGAUUACAGCGAUAUAAAGGCAGCGUACGAGGCCAUGAAGAACGUAGCCUGUCUCAUCAACGAGCGCAAGCGCAAGCUGGAGAGCAUCAACAAGAUUGCGCAGUGGCAGGUGUCCAUCGUCGGCUGGGAGGGCCACAACAUUCUGGACCGGAGCUCAGAGCUGAUCCACUCCGGAGAGCUGACCUGCAUCACCAAGCAAGGCAAGAGCCAGCAGAGGACGUUCUUCCUGUUCGACCACCAGCUGGUGUCCUGCAAGAAGGACCUGCUGCGCCGGGACAUGCUGUACUACAAGGGCCGCGUGGACAUGGACCGGGUGGAGGUCGUGGACGUGGAGGACGGGCGGGACCCGGACUGGAACCUCAGCGUGAGAAACGCCUUCAAGCUGCUCAGCAGGAGCACGGACGAGGUGCACCUGCUCUGUGCCCGGAAGCAGGAGGACAAGGCCAGGUGGCUCCAGGCCUGCGCAGACGAGAGGCGGCAGGUGCAAGAGGACCGGGAGAUGGGGAUGGAAAUCUCAGAAAGCCAGAAGAAGCUCGCCAUGUUAAACGCUCAGAAGGCAAGGCAGGGAAAGUCCAAAGGCUACGGCAGCUGCCCCGCCGCCCCUCUGCCCCAGGGCCUGCACCCGCUGCACCAGCGCCACGUCACGGUGCCCACCAGCGUCCCCCAGCAGCAGGUCUUUGCCCUGGCGGAGCCCAAGCAGAAGCCCUCGCUCUUCUGGCACACCUUCCACAAGCUUGCCCCUUUCCGGAAGUGAGCCAGAGUGCACCCCCGACCCGAGGGAGGGCGGCGCCGCCUCGUCCUUCAGCCUGCGGUGCAGGGACUGCCUUGGGCCGGGUGCUGGAACUGCUCUUCGGGUAUCAGUGAAGGAGAGAAGGAGACCCACUCUCCUGAGACCCAGCUGCCUUCCCAGGAGGAGGAGGAGGUCAGGACACACAAGCGGCAUCUGAGAUGCGCCCAGCGGCCGGCACUUGGGAGCCCCCGUCAUGCUGCACCGGGAGCCUCGCGGGUGACGAGACAAGCGCGCCCGUGCUGUGGUUCUCCUGUCACAACUGAGGGGCUUGCAGCUCACACAGCCGUGACGUAAACGCUCGCUUCCUGUCAUUCGUGACACCGUUGGGGACAUUCCUAGAUCUUAGCGUCCCGUGGGGCUCCUCAGUGGUUCCUGACGUCCCCACUGAUGGAAAUUCAAAGAUGGGGCUUUUCUCAAUGAAAUUACAGUCGCAGAGCAGGUGUGCGCCCCGGGAAUUCGAAACCGCCUUUGUCACAGAAGCCCUUGACAGCAGCACGUGACUGCGCCAGCCUGGCACACAGCAGAUUUCUGAAGAGUCGUUCUCUGUGGAAGAGACCCUAACAAAACGCCGAGACGCAGCGAGAGCGGUGUUGUGUAAGGAAGCCACACGAGCCGGUACUGCAGACAGUACUCUCCUUCGUCCGUACUGUGAAGUGUGACAAAGAUACCGUCUAACCGCGUCUGGAAAAGACAGGCUCUGGUCUUGCUCUGCUCAGGGCACUGGCCGGGGGACCCUGCGUUACACAUUUGUGGACAAAAGAAGUUCACUUUUCUGUGCCAGCCUUGCAAAGGGGUUUUCGUUUUGUUUUGCUGUUUUUCUUCCUCGUAGGCCCACGCUUGAGAGUAAACAAGUGUAACAGUGUCGGAGACAAAGCUGUUGACUUCACAGGUGUGGGGUCUGUCCUGGGGUCUCUGCAGCCCCUUCCCCUGAAUCCAGAACUGUUACUGAAGGAGGUGACAUCAUGCAUUAAGAAAACAUCAUCCUGGACCCCUCUUCAGGGCAUCGUGUGGCCCUCCAGGCCCCUGUGAGCAGCUGUGCAGCCCUUACUGAGGCUGCAUUUCCGGCAGGGUGCGUGGCCCUGGGGCUAACAGCGCCCGGGUGGCCUCUCUGGGCUUGCCCACCGCAGGCCCUAAGACAGUAGUGGUGCUGUGGCUUUCUGUACAGAAGCAGGAGAGUGUGUGCGUCCGUGUGUGUGUGUGUGUGUGUGUGUGUGUGUGUGUGUGUGUUUCAGUUACAUUUAUAUAACUGACGUUUUUACUAACAAAAUGUAAUGAUAUAUUUUGGAAACUACUUAACAUGCUUUUCAUUGCUAAAUAGACUUGUUCGUUUGUACAGUAAUUUUGAACAGUUUUUUUUAAACUGUAAUAUAAAAAGUUGCUUUAAGGAAGUACAGAGCAUUACUUGUUUAUGUUACACGUUCAGUGAGGACUCGGGAGAGUCCCUCGCAGAACUUCCAUUUGCUAUUAUUUACUAACGGACAAUGAAGAACUGCUUUCAGCCUCGUGAGCAGAUGAGUGUACUUUCCAGCUGAGCCCGCCCUGCUGCUUCCCACCUACCUCCAUGGACUUCCUAACAGAGAAUCGCACGCAAAGACAUACUUUUGUUAAGCUCAGUUCAAGACCCAGGGUUGCUCUAGUCAGAUUUAUGCAGUGUGAGGAUCAGUCGAUCAAAUACCUGUCCUCGGUAGAUCCUACUUGGGUUUUCAAGCAAUUUUGAAAACUGCUGACAUAUUUUUUUGAAGGAUAGAACAUGUUUUGAAUUCGUGAAAGUCUGUGUCUGGCUUGGGUUCCAGGUGCCAGAGUUCUGCACAGACUGCAGUCCUCGUGUUCUCUUUUUCAGUUUGCCAGAGCUCCUGCUUGAUAGAAGUUGCAUCUUCCCCUUGGAAGUAAGCAGCGAAGAGCCCUCCACUGGGAUUGUGUGUGAAUUCCAUUGGGAGUUGCCACCCUGCCCUCCCCCUGGGCCAAACAAAAAGAUGACAUAACAUUUUGAUGAAUUUCAUUUGUUCUUCAGUGGUUGCAAUUUUGUGAGCUCUGUUGAGACAGUUGCAAUGGCCUUGGGUCAAAAGCACCAUCUCAGUUCUGCCCAGAACCUAGAAUGUACGCCAGCUGUGGAGCAGGCUCUAAGCAGCCAUAAAACCCGUGUAAAAAAUCGCGGAGAAGUAACGUUCCUGUCCCUGGCACUAGAAAGAGGUGGCAAGCAGUUUGCCCGAGCUUUCCUGGGACACUUGACGUGGCUUGUUUUCGUUAGGUCUGCUUUUUGUCGCGGGCCCAUCUGAUUCGAUUCCUGAAAAUAGGCCGCCACCAUCAAAAGCCAUUUGUAAAUACUGUGCCUUCUUACACCCGCUCCAUGAAGGUUGCGUGCCACACUGCACUUCGCCAUUGUCUUUACACAAAGCAAAGGUGCACUUCACUCGAAAUUCAGUUCACAACAGAAAUCAUCUGUACAAGUGUGCCGGGGAGCCAGCAGCCUGCCGGGUAGAAAUCUCUGCAUGACCGAGUUACGGACAUGCCUCAGCUGUGUUUCCUCGAUGGACUAGGGCGUCGGAUUGCCCAGGCUGAGGGCGGGGUUUCUGUUCAUUGUUCCAUUGCGGAGAGGAGUGUCCCUCAGCGGACCGUGCCAGCAAGGAUGCAUCAAGGGCUUUCUGGUGGUUUGCACGCUGGACUCGCUUCUGGGUUAAACAAACAAAGUUUCCCAUAUAAUACACUUAACCUACAAACAGCUCUCUGUUGAAAUGUACUUGGCCAAUGCUAUUUGUUUUCAGGGUGCAGUGAACUUGGAGUUCAAAAGACUUUGGGAAAAAAUAAGUGGAAACUUUCUUCCAGCUGGUCUUGGAGGAAAAAAAGAAAACGCUUCCGUAUUUUAUGUCAGCUUACUUGGCUCCAGCAUACUUUGCACUGCUGCUUUUAGUGAGGUCAUAGACGUUAACAUUUGUAUUGAGAAAACACUUUGAAUGAUCCUGUAAUUUAAUAAUUGUUCUUUAGGGGGGUUGUAUUAGCACCCAGUGUGGUUUCUCAUCUACCGUGCAAAGCUUUUGGUAACCUUUUAACUUGUGCCCAUAAAGGUGAUGUCAUCUGUGUAAAUCAGGUGACACUUGUGAGCUUGGCUUUCUCAGCUGAAGUACGGUCCAUAAGAUUGCUGUAACUUCAUAUGUAUUUUUGUUGAAUGCUUUUUUUGUACAAAAAAAAAAAAAAUUAUUUACAAUGUCAUUUGAAUGAUUUCUUGUAAAUGCUGUGAAUCUAUAUUUGUUUUGUACCUGUAUAUUAAAAUUAAUUUGCAAUAAAUUUCUAGUAAUGCA